CCCCACCAGGAGCCUGAGCCCCUGUGAGAUGUUCAAGAAUGAGACGGGAGUCAGCGAGUUUCUCCUGCUUGGCAUCACCAAUGACCCAGGGCAGCAGCAAAUCCUCUUCUGGGCCUUCCUGUGCAUGUACCUGGUCACGCUGACUGGGAACACUCUCAUCCUCCUGGCCAUCAGCUCUGACCCCCGCCUGCACACCCCCAUGUACUUCUUCCUGGCCAACCUUUCCCUUGUUGACAUCUGCUUCACCACCAAUCUCAUCCCCAGGCUCCUGGCCAGCCAUGUGGCUGGAACACGAACUAUCUCUUACACCCACUGCCUGACUCAGAUGUACUUUCUAAUCUCCUUUGCCAAUGUGGACACCUUUCUGCUGGCUGCCAUGGCCCUGGACAGAUUCGUGGCCAUCUGCUACCCGCUACAGUACUGCACCAUCAUAACCCCCCAGCUCUGUGGGGGGCUGGCAGCCAUCGUGUGGGUGUGCUCUGGCCUCAUCUCCCUGGUGCACACUCUCCUCAUGAGCAGACUGACCUUCUGCUCUCUGCUUCCCGAGAUCUCUCACUUCUACUGCGAUGCUUACCUGCUCAUGAAGUUGGCCUGCUCAGACACACGAGUCAAUCAACGUGUCUUCCUGGGGGCUGUGGUACUCUUUGUGGCUCCCUGCAUUCUUAUUGUGGUCUCUUACGUCCGAAUCACUAUAGCGGUCCUCCAGAUACCCUCUGCCAAGGGCAGGCACAAGGCAUUUUCCACAUGUAGCUCACACCUGUCCGUGGUCACCCUGUUCUAUGGGACUGUUCUGGGAAUCUAUAUACGGCCCCCCGACUCCUUCUCCACCCAGGACACAGUGGCCACCAUCAUGUACACUGUGGUGACCCCCAUGCUGAACCCCUUCAUCUACAGCCUGAGGAACAAGGAUAUGAAGGAGACCAUGACAAGGUUCCUCAACAGUGGCUUGAAGUCCUCUUAG
This is a messenger RNA of Peromyscus maniculatus bairdii (prairie deer mouse), 961 nucleotides long. Its product is annotated as olfactory receptor 1D2-like. Gene Ontology annotation, cellular component: membrane. Gene Ontology annotation, biological process: G protein-coupled receptor signaling pathway. Gene Ontology annotation, molecular function: olfactory receptor activity; G protein-coupled receptor activity. Lineage: Eukaryota; Metazoa; Chordata; Mammalia; Rodentia; Cricetidae. The record is from RefSeq and is a predicted model, not a curated record.